GAAUUCCUGGCGGGAGAGGACCAGGGGGCAAGAGCGCUGUGCGAAACGUUAGGCGUCUUCAACAAUUUUAUUGUCAGAAGUUUGAGCCCUCAGUUUUCGCAGUUUUGUUCACGAAGUGCUCCCAUGAACUGCUCCUUGCACUACCCCCGCCCAGCUAACUACGGUCACUGAGCGUUCUGCCCACUCUAGAUCAUCUGGGGAAUACUUUUGGAAUGCCUCGCUUUCAUGAUCAUCCUCUGGGCGGCCUGCAGCCCGUUCGCUCAGGUUAUGUCGACGUAGUUGACAAGGGCGGGGCCCGACUCUACUGGGAAGAGUAUGGCGCCCCCAACGCCCGACCGCUGUUCCUUCUCAACGGGGGCUGCUCCAAGAUCCCACUCAUGGGCCACGUGAUCCAGGUGGCGCUGGAGCGCGGCUACCGGGUGCUCAUCCACGAGUCCCGCGGCAUCGGCCGCAGCAGCUGCAACGCGGUGGGCCGCCAGACCACCACCCUGCUGGCAGCUGACGCCCACGCGGUGCUGGAUGGCGCCUGGGGCACGGACAGCGCCUUCGCGCUGUUUGGGGUGUCGCUGGGCGGCCUGGUGGCGCAGGAGCUGCUCUACCGCCUCGUGGCCGCCGGGCAAAAGUCGCGCAUCCAGGCGGUCUGGCUCACCGUCACCGGGCCCGGCAGCUGGCUGCGGCCGCCGCCGUUCCUGCAGCUGCCGCUCAUGCGCAUGGCCUUCAAGCCCACACCCGCGCCCCCCGCCGCCACCACCUCCGCCGCCGCCCCGCCGGCCACAGCGGCUGCCUCCGCCUCUGCCGCUGCUGGCGCCAGCGACGAGGCCACAAACGGCAAGCUCAGCCUGGCAAAGGGCGGCGGCGGUGCCAUGUUUGCAAACGAUGCCGACUUCACGGCGCGCUACUCGCUGGAAUCGCUGUUCAGCACGGCUUGGCUGGACAGCCCGGCGCCGCCGGCGGCCGUGGAUCCCGCUGGUGGUGCGGCGGCGGCAGCUGCCGCGGGUGCUGGGGCCAAAGCUGUGACGGUGGCGGGCGCGGCGCCCGAAGUGCAUGUCACUGUGGGCACUGGUGGCGGUGGUGGUGGCAGCAGCAGUGGCCGGCAUGUGGUCACUCGCCGUGAGGCGGUGUGGCGCGUGUUCACGACGCACUGGCGUGACAUGCUGGCCCUGCACGGCCCCUCGGACUUCCCGGCUGUCGCCUGCCAGCUGACCGCACUGCUUGGGCACUACCUGCAGCCCCACAGGGCCGCCGCCAUCCGCGCCGCCGGUCUGCGCAUCAGCGUGGGCGUCAGCACCGCGGACCCCUUCUUUCCGGAGGCGGCGCAGCGGCAGCUGGCCACGGCCCUGGGCGCGGCGGUGGUGCAGGUAGUGGGCGCAGGCCACAUGGAUGGAGCCAUGCUGGACGGGGCCUACAGCGCCUUUGAUGGCGGCCUGGGGUGGCUGCUGGACACGGCCAGCAAGCAGUAGUGGGCAGCGGCGGACGGUGGAGGUGACGGACGGGUGGCUGGCAUGGGGGCAGGGGACGGACAAGAGGCGCGGGUCGAUGUGGGUCAGGGCCGGCGUCUGGUGGCUCAAGGGUCUGGAUGGGCCGGUUGUUUGUGCGUGGCCUUGGGUGUUGGUGCGGGGCGCCUUGGCCUGCUGCUGGAUGUUGCACGAACAGACGCACACACACACAGCAGCAGCGGUUGUGUCGCGCGUGUGCUUCAACUGGCGUGCGCUGUCGUGUGCAUAUUAUAGGUAUUGUUAAGUAAGGGCGCGGGGUGCGCGGUGGUGGCUGUGGACUGGUAGGAGGCCCCUGUAACGGAACUGAAGG
Molecule: messenger RNA, 1806 nt
Organism: Chlamydomonas reinhardtii
Lineage: Eukaryota; Viridiplantae; Chlorophyta; Chlorophyceae; Chlamydomonadales; Chlamydomonadaceae
Exons: 7
Coding region: 213-1460 (415 amino acids)
Source: RefSeq, a predicted model, not a curated record